Marasmius oreades (fairy-ring Marasmius) is the source of this 2205-nucleotide messenger RNA. RefSeq lists its product as uncharacterized. Gene Ontology annotation, molecular function: methyltransferase activity. The transcript is spliced from 9 exons. The coding region runs from base 1 to 1161 and encodes 386 amino acids. The record is from RefSeq and is a predicted model, not a curated record. NCBI's taxonomy places the organism in Eukaryota, Fungi, Basidiomycota, Agaricomycetes, Agaricales, Marasmiaceae.
AUGAUCGUGGUGGAAGUCCAAGGGGGCACGGGCAGCGCAGCGACUCUCACCAGUACCACCACCGCGUCCAUGGUUGGCGAUGAAAACUUGAAAGCUCUCGAGUUCUACAGUGGAAUAGGUGGCCUACAUCUGGCUUUAUCAAGGAGCUCCGUCAACGCUUCAAUCGAAUCUGCAUUCGAUUGGGAUCAAAAUGCUUGUAAAGUGUACGAGGCCAAUCAUGGGAGGGGAGUUGUUGAGAGAGUCAAUAUCUCGACACUGACGGCCACCAAGUUGGCUAGAUAUGAAGCAGAGAUGUGGUUACUUUCACCUUCAUGCCAGCCUUACACGGUCUUGAAUCCGAACGCCAAAGGUGAUCUAGAUCCCAGAGCCAAAUCCUUUCUGCAUUUAAUUCAGAACGUCCUCCCCGAAAUGGCACAAACAAAAUCACAUCCAUCGUACUUGCUAGUCGAAAACGUUGCUGGGUUCGAGACGUCUUCCACACACUCGAUCCUUCUGGAAACACUCCGGAGGAUUGGCUACCACACCGCCGAAUUCCUUCUCACCCCUCUCCAAUUCGGUGUUCCCAAUUCACGAUUGCGUUACUACCUCCUUGCGCGAAAAUCUGUACCGUUCUCGUGCUCAGAGGAAGUACAGUCAUCUAUACCUGGGUUGCCGGAGGUACAUGUCCCAGAGAUCGGCUAUUAUUUGGACGAACCUGAGCUGGUUAGCGAGGGGGAGGGCGAGUCGUGGCAUCCUCAUGCGGUGCCUGACCGCGUUCUGAAAAAGUGGGGGAGGUUAUUUGAUAUCGUUCUUCCAUCAUCUCGGCGGACAUGUUGUUUUACUCGAGGUUACACUCAACUCGUCGAGCGCGCUGGAUCCAUCAUCCAAAUGAACGAAAGCCUGGAUACCACUACUACGUUUGAUUCGUUUCUAGCGAUAGACGACCAAGACGAAGCCAUCAAGAUCCUUUAUCCGCUCAAGCUGCGCUACUUUUCCCCCACUGAAUUACUUCGGCUUUUUGCAUUUGAGGACGAUGGAUUUCAUUUCAUUUGGCCUCGCGAUAUAAGCAGAAAGACGAAGUACCGUCUGAUUGGGAACAGCGUCAAUGUACGGGUCGUGAAGGAAUUGAUAGAGUAUCUGUGUCAUGCUACGAAUCUUCUGUGUAACACAACAGUUGUAUAGGAGCCUAAGGGAACCGGGAUGCUAAAUCGCUAAGCAGCGCCACUUUUCAACAUGGUCUAAACCUUUGUUUCUUAAACUCGCCUCUGCCAGCGGUAUUAUUCAAUAGGGCUGUUCAAUUCUAAAUUUUCAAACGUUGCAAACCAUGUAAUUCAAACUCCGCCCCAUCGUCGGUUCGAUCGGGCACCCCGGCCUGUAAGCGCCCAGUCUUUUUCUGCCCGCAUCGUCCCCGCCGUCUCGUUCGACGUCCAGCCUCACGGUGCAGCUGUCACUCGUAAGGACCAAAAUUCGCUUCAUCAACACCUGUUCCUUUAUAUCCAACUUCUUUUUCUGCCAUCUCAUGCCAACUGCGACCAUAACUCAACACGUGAAUGCUAUUCUCACGGAUGCACAACAUCUUCUUGGGGCGGCCGAUAUCCUUGAAGAGGAAUCUGACUCAGAGGAAGAUGUGGAGGACUUGGAGGACAACGAAGAAGUGGCAGUUUUGUGACGGGCACUUGGUGCAAGAUGGUUGGAGAUGGCAUGUACACUUUGUGGUGAUGGUAGAAGGGGUCCAUAUUUCCAGUUUCCGAAGUAAAAAGACUUUCUUGAGUGCUUGCUGCAACUUCCUGACCGCCAGUUCCGCUCUGUUUUCCGAGUCAGCCAUGAUAUGUUCGACACUCUUGUCAAGCUUCUCGCUCCGAACCCAUUGUUCCAGUCAAAGGGCCGAAAACCUCAGCGCCAUCUCAAGCACCAACUUGGCACAUUCCUAAUAUGCUACGGUCAACUGGCUUCACCAAUACAAGAUACUGCACUGAAGGUCGCAAUCGGUGCAGGCACCGUUGUUUUAUACUGCAGGCGUGUAACACGAGCAAUCAGAGAGUUACGUUCGAAGUUCGGUGGUUGGGUUGAGUGAGGAGGAGGUUUAUUAGCUGCCACUGCUGCAAGUAGAUCAAGUGGAUUCUUCUAGCUGUCAAUUAGUCUUAUUUAUAUCACAUUAUAAAACGGGGAAUACUAUAGUGAUAUAGAGACUUAAAGACUUAUAGAUUAUGUUUUCUAAGGAGCGCA